Grammomys surdaster is the source of this 1011-nucleotide messenger RNA. RefSeq names its product fibronectin type III domain-containing protein 5-like. The transcript has 3 exons. Lineage: Eukaryota; Metazoa; Chordata; Mammalia; Rodentia; Muridae. The record is from RefSeq and is a predicted model, not a curated record. The coding region runs from base 18 to 329 and encodes 103 amino acids.
CGAACUCAGUGGAAACCAUGGCUUCUUUGACUGGGGCUAGGCUGCCCUCCUUUCUCUACAUCUCCUUGCAGAGACAGAAUGGCCCCGGGCAGCGUGUAAUCAGGGAGGUGAACACCACCACCAGGGCCUGUGCUCUUUGGGGCCUGGCUGAAGACAGCGACUACACAGUGCAGGCUGCCCUCCAAAAGCUCCAGCCCAUGACUCACUGCGCUUGCCCAGGUCCUGUGUGCACCUUCGAGAACCCACUAGGUGACCUUAUGACGUAUGUCGCCUGUAUGUCAACCACUAGCGCCGCCAAUGCAGGCCUGUUGUCUGCAUCAUGCAGUUGAAGCACCCGAGAACCCUGUUGAGCCCUCAGGUGAGGAAUCCCAUGCCUCUCCCAUUCCCGACCACCAGGCAUUACAAAACAAAACAAAACAAAAACAACCCCUCCCCCCACAAAACAAAACAGGAACAGAAGUUGACACUUUUGAGCUUCUACUCGUGGAGAAGACUGUAAAAGCUCGCUCUGCAGUCGAUGUGCAUCGCUGACUGACGACUAAAUGCUUUCAUUGCAUCGCAUACAUCAGUUGAGUGCCAGGCCCAACUUAGGCUCUACGGGAUCAAAUCUACCUGCAUUACGUCAAGACUUUUUCUGGAGGGAAAGGCGCAUAUAUAGAUCACGAUCACAGCUCUACACAGGAUGAAAUAAACGCUUUAGAUAUAAGCCCUUAAAAAGGUAGAGCGGAAGCUGAACUCUCUUUUGGAUUGUGAAAGUGUGUUUCGGAUGCAGAAGAGGCUGGGCACUGGGAGAGGAGCCCAGAAACAUAAACGACUGGGUUUGGGAGUGAAGAGGACAGAAUUCGUGUCUUGGCUUAGCUCCAACACUGACUUGACCAAAUGGUAUCUCUGGCUUUAACCCUCACCAUAUGCAGUCUUUCCAACACUAGCUUCUUCAUCUGGUAAAGAAAAGCCACAGUGAGAGCAACUGUAAGCGACUUAGGAGAAUGUUAAGUAAAGCUCUACACAGAA